AUGUCGGACGAGGAAAGGGAAUCACUGAUAACGCCCGCCAUACCUUCGAACCGGUCCAACUAUGGAACUGCGGAGAAUGCGCGCGACGCAAUGUCAAAGUUUGUGGUGAACAAUGUGGCGGGUGAAUCGGGCCGAAAAUUGCCACAGUAUCUUGCCGGACUGGCUGCAUCGGGUGGUGCGCUUGCGGCCGGUACGUUUCUCGGCUGGACAGCACCGACGGACAAACCGCUGACCCAGGAGGGCGAGUAUGGGUUUCCGAUCUCGGACGAACAGUUUUCGUGGAUCGGUUCAAUCUCGAACCUGGGCGCGGCAUUGAUGUGUUUCCCGAUCGGGUACAUGAUGAAGAUGAUUGGAAGGAAGUGGUCCAUGUUGGCGAUGGUGCUGCCGCUCGUACUGGGAUGGUUGCUGAUUAUCUUUGCGGAGAACGUUGGCAUGAUGAUGGUGGGACGGUUUUUCCUUGGCGUUGGUGGCGGUGCGUUCUGUGUGGCGGCACCAACCUACACGGCGGAAAUCGCGCAACCAUCUAUUCGCGGUACGCUCGGUACGUUCUUUCAGCUGAUGGUGACGCUUGGCAUCCUGUUCGUGUAUGCGGUCGGGUCGGGAGUGGACGUGCAGGUGCUCAGCAUCAUCUGCGGUGUGAUACCGCUGGUAUUCGGGGCCAUCUUUUUCUUCAUGCCAGAGAGUCCGUACUAUUUCGUAGAAAAAGGCCGUUACAGUGAGGCAUCGAGCUCGCUAAAGUGGCUCCGGGGCGCACAGUACGACGAGGCAGCCGAGAUCGAGGAUUUGAAGCAAGCAGAUGAGAAGGUGAAGGCGGAAGCGAUCCCGAUGCUGGUGGCGUUCCGGGAAAAGGCCACGAUCCGUGCGUUGAUUAUCUCGCUCGGGCUGAUGUUCUUCCAGCAGCUGUCCGGUAUUAAUGCGGUUAUUUUCUACAACUCGGCCAUUUUCGCCAGUGCCAAUGGUGGCAAGGAGAUGAGCUCGGCGUCCAUCAUCGUGGGUGGCAUUCAGGUGGUGGCUACCCUACUCGCAUCCGCCGUAGUUGACAAAGUUGGCCGUCGUAUUCUGCUGCUCGUGUCCGAUCUGAUGAUGGCCGUAUCGACGAUUUUACUCGCUGUAUACUUCCAGCUGAAGCAGGACGACCCUGCCAAGGUGGACGAUCUCAGCUGGUUGGCCGUGCUGGCCGUCUGUCUGUUCAUUGCCAUGUUCUCGAUCGGUUACGGUCCCGUGCCGUGGCUGAUGGUGGGCGAACUGUUCGCUAACAACGUGAAAGCAUUCGCCAGCCCGGUGGCCGGUGUGUUUAACUGGCUGCUUGCUUUCCUGGUGACGAAGGUGUUUACCAACCUGAAGGAUGCGAUGGGCGAGGCGGGCGUCUUUUGGCUGUUUUCGGGCAUUUCACUCCUCGGUACGGUGUUUGUGUUUGUGAUGGUGCCGGAAACGAAGGGCAAAUCGCUGAGAGAUAUUCAACGGUUACUGGCUGGGGAGAAGCUAAGCACGGAACAGGCCAGUACGGAAGGCCGGGAAGAGGAACGGACUCCGCAGGCCAUAGCAUAA
Messenger RNA from Anopheles marshallii, 1548 nucleotides. RefSeq names its product facilitated trehalose transporter Tret1-2 homolog (gene nebu). NCBI's taxonomy places the organism in Eukaryota, Metazoa, Arthropoda, Insecta, Diptera, Culicidae. Gene Ontology annotation, cellular component: membrane. The record is from RefSeq and is a predicted model, not a curated record. Bases 1 to 1548 code for a protein of 515 amino acids. Gene Ontology annotation, molecular function: sugar transmembrane transporter activity. The transcript is spliced from 3 exons. Gene Ontology annotation, biological process: transmembrane transport; carbohydrate transport.